Orcinus orca (killer whale) is the source of this 1954-nucleotide messenger RNA. It is a transcript of the gene HOXA5, whose product is annotated as homeobox A5. Gene Ontology annotation, molecular function: DNA-binding transcription factor activity, RNA polymerase II-specific; RNA polymerase II cis-regulatory region sequence-specific DNA binding. Lineage: Eukaryota; Metazoa; Chordata; Mammalia; Artiodactyla; Delphinidae. The transcript is spliced from 2 exons. Gene Ontology annotation, biological process: anterior/posterior pattern specification; regulation of transcription by RNA polymerase II. The coding region runs from base 30 to 1175 and encodes 381 amino acids. The record is from RefSeq and is a predicted model, not a curated record. Gene Ontology annotation, cellular component: nucleus.
CCUUGCAGCCCCGGGUCGGAAGCGGAGGGAUGCGCCCUGCCUCCAGCGGGUGGCGCUCGAGUCCGACUGAAAGACGGCGGCGAGUGGCGGGCACGCGCCUGGGGCGCGCGCGCCACUCCUCUCGCCUCCACCCAACUCCCCCAUUAGUGCCCGAGUUUACCUCUAGAGGUCAUCAGGCAGGAUUUACGACUGGACAACAAAAGCACGUGAUUCUAAGUCGUACCCCAUAUUUGGGUGCCUACGUAGGAGGGAACCAAGUACAUGUCCCAGUCAUUUCCAUAAUUCAUCAUAAAUUGUGCAAGGGUGCUAUAGACGCACAAACGACCGCGAGCCACAAAUCAAGCACACAUAUCAAAAAACAAAUGAGCUCUUAUUUUGUAAACUCAUUUUGCGGUCGCUAUCCAAAUGGCCCGGACUACCAGUUGCAUAAUUAUGGAGAUCAUAGUUCCGUGAGCGAGCAAUUCAGGGACUCGGCGAGCAUGCACUCCGGCAGGUACGGCUACGGCUACAAUGGCAUGGAUCUCAGCGUCGGCCGCUCGGGCUCCGGCCACUUUGGCUCCGGGGAGCGCGCCCGCAGCUACGCGGCCAGCGCCAGCGCGGCGCCCGCCGAGCCCAGGUACAGCCAGCCUGCCACGUCCACGCACUCGCCUCCGCCCGACCCGCUGCCCUGCUCCGCCGUGGCCCCUUCGCCCGGCAGCGACAGCCACCACGGCGGGAAAAACUCCCUGGGCAACUCCAGCGGCGCCUCGGCCAACGCCGGCAGCACCCACAUCAGCAGCAGAGAGGGGGUUGGCACGGCGUCCGGAGCCGAGGAGGACGCCCCCGCCAGCAGCGAGCAGGCGAGCGCUCAGAGCGAGCCGAGCCCGGCGCCGCCCGCCCAGCCCCAGAUCUACCCCUGGAUGCGCAAGCUGCACAUAAGUCAUGACAACAUAGGCGGCCCGGAAGGCAAAAGGGCCCGAACGGCCUACACGCGCUACCAGACCCUGGAGCUGGAGAAGGAGUUCCACUUCAACCGCUACCUGACCCGCCGAAGAAGGAUUGAAAUAGCACAUGCUCUUUGCCUCUCCGAGAGACAAAUUAAAAUCUGGUUCCAAAACCGGAGAAUGAAGUGGAAAAAAGAUAAUAAGCUGAAAAGCAUGAGCAUGGCGGCGGCGGGAGGGGCCUUCCGCCCCUGAGUAUUUGAGCGUUUAAAGUACUGAGCAGUAUUAGCCGGGUCCCGCGUAGUGUCAGUCCUAAGGUGACUUUCUGAAACUCCCUUGUGUUCCUUCUGUGAAGAAGCCCUGUUCUCGUUGCCCUAAUUCAUCUUUUAAUCAUGAGCCUGUUUAUUGCCAUUAUAGCGCCUGUAUAAGUAGAUCUGCUUUCUCUUCAUUUCUUUGUCCUGAAUGGCUUUGUCUUGAAAAAAAAAUAGAUGUUUUAACUUAUUUAUAUGAAGCAAGCUGUGUUACUUGAAGUAACUAUGACAAAAAAAGAAAAGAGAAAAAAAACCACAAAAAAGUCCCCCUUCGACCUCGUUUAGUGCCAAUGUUGUGUGUUGCACUCCAGUUGUUUAACUGUGCAUGUGAGUGGAAGUGUUCCUGUCUCAAUAGCUCCAAGCUGUUAAAGAUAUUUUUAUUCAAACUACCUAUAUUCCUUGUGUAAUUAAUGCUGUUGUAGAGGUGACUUGAUGAGACACAACUUAACUUGUUCGACGUGUAGUGACUAGUGACUCUGUGAUGAAAACUGUGACUCUGAGCGGUGUGUCCCUGCGUGCCUUUGUAGGACCCUUUGCACGAACUCUGGAAGUGGCUCUUAUAAGCGCAGCUUCAGUGAUGUAUGUUUUUGUGAACAAAGUUACAAAUAUUGUCCAAGUCUGGCUGUUUAAGCAAACUGUGAUCAGCUUUUUUUUUUUUUUGUAUUUGUUUUUAAGGAAAAAAUACUGACUGGAAACAAAAAAUAAACUUUCUAUUGUAAGUUC